AUGUCCAGAACAGUUAUUUUAACAAGACGUGAGGUAUUUUCAUCAAGUCAUAGAUUAUAUUCUGAUAAAUUAAGUUUAGAAGAAAAUAAAAAGAUUUAUGGAAAAUGUAUAAAUUCUCACGGUCAUAAUUAUGUUUUAGAAGUAUCAAUCAAGGGUGCAGUCAAAGAAGAUAUUGGUAUGUUUAUGAAUAUUACAGAACUUAAAGAAAUCUUAAAGGAGAAAGUAAUGGAUAAAUUAGAUCAUAAAAAUUUAGAAAAUGAUGUACCAGAACUCAAAGGUAUUGUAACCACCACAGAAAAUUUAUCAAUCUUUAUUUGGGAUCAAUUAUUCCCAUCUUUAAAAGAUUUUUUAUAUGAAGUUAAAAUUUUGGAAACAGAAAAUAAUUUUGUAGUUUAUAGAGGUGAAUAA
Molecule: messenger RNA, 408 nt
Organism: Dictyostelium discoideum AX4
Lineage: Eukaryota; Evosea; Eumycetozoa; Dictyosteliales; Dictyosteliaceae
Gene: ptsA
Product: 6-pyruvoyltetrahydropterin synthase
Exons: 2
Coding region: 1-408 (135 amino acids)
Biological process (GO): tetrahydrobiopterin biosynthetic process
Molecular function (GO): 6-pyruvoyltetrahydropterin synthase activity
Source: RefSeq, a predicted model, not a curated record